Tarenaya hassleriana is the source of this 474-nucleotide messenger RNA. RefSeq lists its product as uncharacterized. Lineage: Eukaryota; Viridiplantae; Streptophyta; Magnoliopsida; Brassicales; Cleomaceae. The transcript has a single exon. The record is from RefSeq and is a predicted model, not a curated record. The coding region runs from base 1 to 474 and encodes 157 amino acids.
AUGGCAGAAAGUGUUAAGCCAUCGAUGCCUAAAACUGAAAGUGCAAAAGAAUUUAUGCAAAAGAUUAAAGAGUAUUCUCAGUCGGAUCUGGUUGACAAGUCGAUUGUAGGAAGUCUCAUGAGCGAACUGACCACGAAAAAGUUUGACUGGGCACAUCCUAUUCAUGAUCAUGUGACAAACAUGUCUAAUAUGGUGGCAAAGUUGAAAGCUAUGGGAAUGGAUGUUAAUGAGAUAUUUCUGGUCCAAUUCAUCAUGAACUCUCUCCCUGUUGAGUUUGGUCAGUUCCAAGUAAAUUAUAACACCAUCAAAGAAAAAUGUAACUUUAGGGAAUUGAAGGUCAUGCUCAUACAGGAGGAAAGGAGAUUAAAGAAGGUGAAAGAACAUUUUGUCCAUCUUACAGUUCAAACUAAUGCCGACAACAAUAUAAUAAAACCAGAGAAGAAUGACAAAAAGAAGGAUUCCAAUAAAAGAUAA